AUGUCGCAGAAGAAUGUCGUCGUCGUAGGAGCCGGCGUAGCGGGACUUACAACUGCCCUCCUGCUCUCCAAAGAUGCUCGGUAUAAGAUCGUUGUGGCUGCGAAGCACAUGCCCGGUGACUACGACAUCGAAUAUGCCUCGCCUUGGGCAGGAGCGAACUACAUGCCGCAAGUGAGCCCGAGAACCCACGUCUCCGUUCGCGGCACCGAAGCAGCCCAGUGGGACAAGAAUACCUGGGCGCCUCUCGAAGACCUUGCGCGCGACCAUCCCGAGGCAGGCGUCCACUUUCAGGAGUGUCAGAUUCUCAGCAGAGCGAAAGACAAGGGGUCUGCGACGGCCUCCUGGUUUGCAGAGCUGCUGUCCCCGAGCCCAUGGUUCAAGGAUGUGGUGCCGAACUUCGAAGUCAUACCCAAGGAGUCGCUACCAUCGGGGAUCGAUUCGGCGACAUCCUUCACGUCCGUUUGCAUCAAUACUGCCAUCUACCUGCCUUGGCUGGUGUCGCAGUGUCUGAAGAACGGUGUCAAGUUCAGGCGAGCGGUCUUCAAGCACAUCUCUGAGGCGGGAUCUUCUUCUGUUCAUCCAGCAGGCAAGGUCGAUCUGGUUGUCAACUGUACAGGCCUCGGGUCAUCCAAGCUUGGUGGAGUCGAGGACAAGAAUGUGGUGCCCGCCAGAGGCCAAAUCGUGGUAGUGCGCAACGACGCCGGAAAGAUGCUGGACGUUUCUGGCACUGAUGACGGAGACGAUGAAGCUUGUUAUGUGAUGACGAGGGCCGCAGGUGGUGGCACUAUCCUCGGGGGCUCGUAUCAGAAGGGCAACUGGGAGUCUCAGGUUGAUCCAAGCCUCGCAGUCAGAAUCAUGAAGCGUGCUGUGGGCAUCUGUCCAGCUCUGACGGGCGGAAAGGGCAUUGAGCACCUGGAUAUCGUUAGGCACGGCGUUGGCUUACGGCCAGUCAGAGAAGGUGGAACGAGGAUCGAGAAGGAAAAGAUUGAAGGAGUCUGGGUCGUUCACAACUACGGGGCGGGGGGUGCAGGUUAUCAGUCGUCUUAUGGCUGUGCGCAAGCUGCUGUCAAGCUCGUAGAGCAGGCGCUGGAGGCAAAGUCAAGACUGUAG
Messenger RNA from Cyphellophora europaea CBS 101466, 1110 nucleotides. RefSeq lists its product as uncharacterized. The transcript has 4 exons. Lineage: Eukaryota; Fungi; Ascomycota; Eurotiomycetes; Chaetothyriales; Cyphellophoraceae. Gene Ontology annotation, molecular function: D-amino-acid oxidase activity; FAD binding. The coding region runs from base 1 to 1110 and encodes 369 amino acids. The record is from RefSeq and is a predicted model, not a curated record.